This is a messenger RNA of Oreochromis niloticus (Nile tilapia), 7439 nucleotides long. It is a transcript of the gene cracd, whose product is annotated as capping protein inhibiting regulator of actin dynamics. The record is from RefSeq and is a predicted model, not a curated record. The coding region runs from base 2479 to 5997 and encodes 1172 amino acids. Gene Ontology annotation, biological process: maintenance of gastrointestinal epithelium; negative regulation of barbed-end actin filament capping. The transcript is spliced from 9 exons. Lineage: Eukaryota; Metazoa; Chordata; Actinopteri; Cichliformes; Cichlidae.
UCAAUAAAUACUUAAAUGAAAAAAAGGUAUUAUCACCUGGAUAUUACACAGCUGCUGUGAUUUUGUUUUUCCCUUACAUUUAUGGAUCACGGAUCACAGACUGCAUACUGCAUAAAUAGUUAUUUUUAGCUUGUUUCCUGCUUCCGUCUUUUACCUUCACCAGAUGUGAAACAGUCCCAGAUCUAAUGGCUAGAAUGAAAAACCAACAAGAUUUUGAAUCCUGGAUUACCAGGGUCAAAGCAUCCUGCAUUGCGAGCACAUGGGAAGCAAGACAUAACCCUCAUAAAUAGGUUGUGCUGCUGCCGAGUCUUGUUCUCUGCAGAAAAAAUGUGUCCUUCCUCGUUUCAUGCAUGAGUGUGUGAGCAUGCCCAUGGCGGUGCAUUAUGAGCUUUGUACCACUGGAUUGGCCCUCAUGCUGGAAGAGCGUGCUGCAGGGAAACAGAGCAUCACCGUCGCACCCAUAAUAUGAGUCGCUGCACUUGCACUGAGAGUGAACAGGUUGAUGCCACCAAUUUGAUCAAAAAGAGAAACAAGAAUGGCAUGAAAAGAAACAAAGCAAGGAUAAAAAAGUCAGAGACCUCCUCAUAAUCACUCUGUAAUAUAUCCCAAAAGUACUGCUUUGAGAUUAUCCACAGAUUAGGCAGUCUACUAUUCUGUCAGUCAGUGAGCUGUUUUUACCAAAUAUAACCUGAUUCCAAACUAGGGUGUUACAAUACUGGAAAUGUAAACUCAAUACGGAUAGAAAGGAAUGUAUUUGAUUCUAUUUUGAAAAAUCACAGGGGACAAAUGACAAAAAAUAAGGUAUUGCUUAAAAAAAAAAAAAGAUAACAUCAGUGACAGCACUUUUUAAGUUGUCUGGCACAGUGCAAAAAAAUGCUGUAACUGUAAGGUAUUUUAUGCGUCAUCACAAUUGAUCAUCUGCCUCCAUCUCACAGUCACACUAACCCUCUGCAUGAACCUCCUCUCAGGUUUUCUUAUUUUUCUCCUGCCUGGCACCUUAAUAUUCAACAUCCUUUUUCCACCAUCCUUGCUUUAUCCACCAUCCCUCCUCUGUACAUGUCCAAAUCAUCUCACUCGUUCCUCUUUAACUCCCUCUUGAGCUGAGCUGUCCCUCUGAUAUACUCAUUUCUAAUCUUGUCCAUCCUGGUCACUCUCAGUGAAAAUUCUAGCAUCUUCAGCUUGGCCUCCAUCUCCAAACUAUAAUCACAGCAGGUGUCUCUAUCACCUUGUAACCCUUACUUUUCACUGUUGCUGCUAUCCUUCUGUCACAAAUCACCUCUGACACUCAACUCCACCUACUCCACCCUGCUGGCACUGUCAUCUUCAUGUUUGGCCCCAGGUAUUUAAGCUCAUCCACCUUUUCUUCCUCUACUCUUGGCAGCUCCACUGUUACACCUCUCCCUCCCAUGAACACACAUGUAUUCUGUCUUAAAUUCCUCUUUUCUCUGGAGCAAGCUUCUACCUCUUCAGGUUUCCACCUGCUCCCACCACACACUCCCACACCUGCUACUGCUUACUUUAACUGUAAGGUAUGACAAAAUGAUUGGACCACUUGUCAUAAAAAAACAAGAAAACACAAAGAUUGUAGAAAACUGUUAAAAACCUCAUGUUUUUAUUAGGCAUAUAGCAAACUGAAAUAUUGUUUUAAUACCCAAAUUCGAGCCAGCACUGGACUUCUUUGAGAAAUCAAAAAUUAAUUAAACAUUCAACCGCUAAAACUAAUUUUUCUGCUCAGGAAUGCAUUUAGUUUUAACCGCUAGCUUAACAGCUGUAACUAUUAUUAUCAUCAUUAUUAUUAUUAUUAUUAUUAUGAUAGAUUUGUAUAGCGCCUUUCAAAUGGCACUUUACACAAGAGUAGAAAACAGGAAGGUUUUGUUGAAGAGAUGAGAAUUUGGUAGCCUAAUAAAUAAAGAAUAUUAAUAAUAAUGAUGAUAUGCUUUAUGACAUGAGCUUUUUGGAAAACAUAGCAUUCAAAUUUAGCAUUAAAAUGCAUCAUUUUGAUUGAGGAGCUUGUGCAUACUGGUGGUUGAACCUUAAUAGAAAUAUUAAAAGUUAUUGCCUAAUUUCUGGCAGCUGUGGAAUAAACCUUUUAUUUGGUGGUCUAACAAAUUUGUUACGCAUUACUAUAUAUUCUUAUUGUUAUUAUUUUACUUUUGCUUGAGGCAGUGCUGUACUUCUAGGCCCUUACCUCCAUAUGUCGUUGCUCAUCAGAGUUGUUAAGAGAGAAGGCGACAGGGCAAGUUCCAGCCGUUCAGACGACUGUUUGGGAAGAAGAAGAAAAGACAGGCGAGAGGGGGCUUUGAUGGAGCAGAGCUAAAAACCAGUUUUUCCACAGGGGAAGUGUGCAAUGGCGUUACAUCUGAUGACGAGUCCGAUCAAAAUCUGAGGGAGUUGAAUCCCAUCGGAUCUCGAGCUCUCUCACACGACAGCAUCUUCAUUCCAGAGGAACCUGUGAAGGAGGCUGGUCUAGAUCACAGCAUGUCCCAGGAAAACGUGUCGGAUAAAGUUAGGAAUCUGCAGAGGCAGAUAGCACAAGGUAUAAAGUUUGGCCAAAGGCCUCCUUCUCUGAGAAGAAGUGAGGGAGAUGAGGGCAGCUCAGAUGAGGAAGAGGUUCCGCGUAGCCCUCUGAAAGUUUUGGCCCAGGUAGAAGCCGAGCCACUAAGAACAGAGCCAAAGCAGGUCCAGGGAGGUCAGCCAUUUGGACCACACAGCCCUCCUGUGAAGUCUCCAAGGUCCAAACGAGUUCUUCCACUCACUGGCACGAUUGAGUCCAUCAACCUUGAUGCCGUCCCUCAGUCUGUUCCUCGCUUAGACAACGCCGCCGCCAAACAUAAACUCUCUGUCAAGCCGAAAAACCAGAGGGUUUCCCGCAAGCACAGACGAUUCACACAGGACCUCCAAGAGGUAUCCAUUCCUAGUUUGGUCCAAGAUGACCUCGAAGCAGCUGGCGUCUCCACAGACGACCAGCGUAGAGCGUCUGUUGAGUCCCUUGAAAGCUUCAAGAAACAAAGACUCCAUGAGGAGGAAAGACAGGAGGCGAGGAGGAUGAGAGAGCUUGAGGAGCUGAGGUUCAGACAGGAGGAAGAAGAGAGGAAGAGGAGAGCAGAGGAGCUGAGGCUGCGUGAACUGGAGGAGGAGAGAUGUCGUAUGCAACAGCAGGAAGAGGAAGCAAGGAGGCUGCGCGAGGAAGCAGAGAAAAAGAGAAUGGAGGCGGAGGAAAGGAGGAUCAGAGAGGAAGAGGAAGCAAGGAGGCUGCUAGAGGAGGCAGAGAAAAAGAGACUGGAGGAGGAGGAAAGGAGGAUCAGAGAAGAAGAGGAGGCAAGGAGGCUGCUAGAGGAGGCAGAAAGAAAGAGAAUGGAGGAGGAAAAGAGGAUCAGAGAAGAGGAGGAGAGGAAGAUCAGAGAGGAGGAGGAAAGGCGGAUCAGAGAAGAAGAGGAAAGGAGGGUCAGAGAAGAAGAGGAAAGGAGGAUCAGGGAGGAGGAGGAAAGGAGGCAAGAGGAAGAGCGCAUGAGAAGGCUGGAGGAGGAAAGGAGGAUGCGAGAAGAGGAGGAGCGUCGACAGCAGGAAGAAGAGGAAGAAAGGAGACGACUAGAAGAACAAUGGAGGAAAGAGGAAGAGGACAGGAAGAGGCAAGAGGAGGAGGAAAGGAGGAAGCAUGAGGAAGAGGCAAGGAGGCAGCAAGAGCUUGAGGCUGAGAGGAGGAGGAAGCUGGUAGAAGAAGAGGAACAAAAGAAAGAGGAGGAAGCAGAGAAACUGAGGAUGUGGGAAAUGGAAGAAAAGAAAAAAAAGGUAGCAGAGGAGAAGAGGAAAAUGGAGGAAGAGGAGCAAAGAAGGAUGUCAUUGGAGGAGGCGGAUGGGAAGUUUGACCCACAAGAGAUGAAGAGGAGAGCUGAAGAGCUACGCUGGAGGGAGAUGGAGGAGAGACAGAGGCCAUUUUCUUUUAAAGUGUCCUCUGGUGAGAAACAGAUUCUCUUCCAGAAGGUCAAUCUGACGCCUGUUACACCAGCCUCCAGCCACCAGAGCGCUGCUGUCGCUUGUCAAAGAGAUGGAGCAAAGGCUUCCUCCUCUGAAGGACCAGACUCCCCCAACCUGCCAGCAUCUCCAUAUGUCCCCCAUACAGCCAUCCUAGUGACAGGCGCCCAGCUAUGUGGGACAGCUGUCAAUUUAGACCAGAUCAAAGACACCGCCUGCAAGUCCCUGCUGGGUUUGGGAGAGGAUAGAAAGGCCCAAGGAACACCGCCAACAAAGAGCAAGACUUCCCCAGAACGCAAGUCUGGAAAAACCAAAUCCCUCAAUGAGUCUGCGCUCUCUACCGAUCAGUCCAGUGCGGCCGUCCUGGCAGAAUGGGCGAGCAUCAGAUCAAAGAUAUUCAAGGGGGUAGAGGAGGGGAAGUACGGCGAGUACCCAGAGCCGAGCAGGAGCCAGUCUCAGUCCAGCGCUGAAGAACAGCCUGUGUUUGCCCACACUAACCUCAGGAAGACCAUGUCUGCUAGCGCCAAGUUCUCCAUCACCCCUGCAAGGAAGAAGUUUGGAGAUUCAAAUAGGAACUCUGAGGUGUUUGGUGCAGAAGAUAAAGAAGCAGGAGAUGAAGUUGCUCCACCUGGAAGCCCCACUGUAGCCUCUCCCUCUCCAUCAAGUAAACCUCAGAACAGGACAAGUAAAAGUGUCCGCAUCAUAGAAAGAGGGUCAGAUGAGUGUAUGUUUGCCAAAGACCUUCCUUCUUUCCUGGUUCCCAGUUCUGAAAUUCAGUCUGAAGAGGCAGAGUUGAAGAGCAGAGUUCAGAGUGAAACAGAGGCAUCUGAAAGCAGAGUGGAGGGAGAGGAGCAGGGCCAGGACAGUGAGGAGAAGCCUUCUCCUUUCGGCAUAAAGCUGAGGCGGACCAACUACUCUCUGCGUUUUCACAGCGAACAGUCCACAGAGAAAAAGAAGAAACGCUACAGUGCUGGGGACAGCUUUGAUGGCGUCCCUUCGCCUCUUACCCCCAUUGAGCCAGACUCUGAUGCCUCUUCUGUCUUUUCUGACAAAUCAAGCCCCACGUCACCUCAGAAAGAGGGUGCGGUCAGCAAGUAUUUACAUGCAUCUGCCUCUCCUGCUUUCCCCCGGGGUAAACUGACGAAGUCUCCCAGCCCGACUCCACACAGUGAGGGUGAGAAAGUGUUUUCCAAGCCACCGCUCUACCGCAGACCAGUGACAUCACCUAAGCCUACAGGUGCAGCCCCAACACCUCCUCCAUCACCGCUACCUAAGGUAGUUCAUGAGCCUCCCAGUGAUGAUUCAGUGGAGAGUACAAUGGGUGUGGAUCCAUCCAUCCAGGAGCAAGCCGGAAGGAGUGAGGAACCUUCAGCGGUGGCAAUGCUGCACAGGAGCACCCAAAGUCAUGUCCAAGGGGAAGAAGAGCCGAAGGAGAAGAGAUCAUUCUUCCCCUCCAUUAACAUACCCUGGAGAGAGAAGGCAGACAGAAAGACAGAACUUAUCAGGAAAGAAAAACCAUCCCUACAGAGCAGGCACUCACUGGACAGUGCGAGGGUCCAGGAGAAGGAGGCCGGACCUUUGUGGAUCACACUGGCUCUGCAGAAGCAGAAAGGCUUUAGGGAGCAGCAGCAGAACCGGGAGGAGCGUCGUAGCCAAAGAGAGGCCAAGCUUGCAGAAAAACAAGCUAGAGAGCGAGACAGUGUUACGCUGGUGAGCCCCACAGACAGCAAAGGAAGUGGAAACAUCAGUCCUUCUUCUAAACCUCAGACGCCAGAGGAGCCCAAGAGACCAGAGAGCCUCCUGGGAAAAUUUGAACGCCGGGAGCACCUAAAGAAGGCUAACACUCUACCGAGCUCUGUCACUGUCGAGAUUGCAGACUCUACACCAUCUCCACCUGCUGUCAAAGAGGUGUCAAAGCGCUUCCCCUCCAGUGACUCUCCGCAGGUUUCCACAGAGCCUGCCUGGCUCGCUCUGGCCAAACGAAAGGCCAAAGCCUGGAGCGACUGUCCUCAGAUCAUCAAAUAACACCUCAAACCACCAGCUACACACGGGACUCUGGCCUGCAUCGAGACUGCACACUGCCCACAGACUCUGAAACACUUGGAUUGUCACCAUUAACUGUCCCUCCCCUCUGAGAACUCCACCUCUCACUUCUCACAAUGAAAACUCUUCCCGACUGUGAAACCAGUAAAGCUCUCCAUCUCCUCCUAACCCCCCCACAUACACUGGCUGGUACUAUUAUCAUGUUAAAGUGCGCUUCACAUUCACUUAAUCCGAUACAGCCGCACAGAUAUAAACAAUUGAUGCGAGCAUGCACAUACUGUAUAAAAACGUAAAUUAUAUGUCUCUUAAACUCCUGCAGCCAAUUGCAACCAUGGUUGGCCAUUGCAAUAGCCAACCUUUUUUCUUUUCUUUUUUUUCUUUUUUUUAAAUUGUGUAGCCAACUGUGUCACCAUGGUUGUAAAUAAAUCAUUUGCUCAACACAAUAUAACACUUCUGUAUUAUAGAGGUGAAGCUCUGAUCUAUGACAGUGUUUAAUCAACAGAGGGUAACUGUCUGAAUCAUGUUUUAAGGGCUACCAGUUUAAACUCAGCACGAACCUGCUUCUGGAAGUGUUACAGGCAUCCCCUCUGUCCUUCUUGGCGUUAUUUAUGUAAAGCAGCAGCUCUCUCUCUUUCCUGUAUCUUUUCUCUGAGCCUUGUUUUUCAUCUACAAGAGAUGCCUUUUUUUAUUAACACAUACUGGAAAAUCUUAGCUUAACAAUUCUCACUGUGCCCGUGACGACUGUGAUAGCUGUCCAAGGAGCUAUUGUACAAUUUUGCCAUGAUUUAAAAAAAAAAAAAAAAAAAAAAAAAAAAAGAAAAAAAAGAAACAUGGUGGGUGCACCUAAACACAGCACUGAAGACCACAAGUGUUACUGGGCAUUUAUGGUGAACCUGCACCUCAUCCUCACAGCUGUGUGACGAUGUAAUUUGGAUUUUUUAUUUUUAGGCUUUGCUUAUUGGAGACAGAUGCGACACCUCCUAGCUGUAGACCUACGACUCUUAUAGCUGUCCUCCUGUAACACGCUCGUCUUAGUAGGCUUGCGCCAUCACUUCCUCUUAAAUGUGAUAUGAUCCUACAUAAUGUAAACAUUUCCUCUAUGAAGAAAAAAAAAACUUGAUUCUUAUUUCCUGCCACUCACUUAAUGAUCUGUAUCUAUGUAAGUAUGUACUGUAUGUAAGUGGAAGGCAUUGCCAGAGGUUCGGUCAAAAAGAGGGCCCUAAAAGAGGUAGACUCACUGUCAUUUUGUCUCUAACUUUGGUCGUGCACAAUAGUGUAGUGUACGCAGUGUUGUAUGUAACAAAAAAUGUUUGGUAUUAUUUGCACUUUUUUGUCCCACUUACAGAUACGAAAAAAAAAAUUCUUAAAGAGAUAAAAAAUGUUAUGAAUAAUGUAAAUUAAAUACUGAAGUCUGAACCACAGAA